UGCUCUAGCAGUUGUCACUUGAUCAACCAUCUGUUGGGGAAACAGGAAUCAAUACUAGUGAAUUCCUGGGGCGUGCCAUUGGCACAGCAGGUACGCCUUCUCUUGGGACACGCGCAUCCCAUGUUGGAGGACCUGGGUUCCACUCCUGGCAGUGCCCCUUGCUCCAGCUUCCUGCUGAUGCAGACUGGGAAGUGGCAGUGAUGGCCCCAGGGAUCGGCUCCUGUCAUCCGUGUGGGAAGCUUGAAUUGGACUCCAGUGGAUGGAAGCCCUUUCUGCCUCUCAGUGGGUGAACAUGUUAGAACACAGUAACAGAAGCUUCCAGAUUUCCAUGGAGAGGAGGUUAAUUUUUUUUGCUGGAUCCGGAGGCAUGGCUAGUAAGAAACUAAGAAGAGUGGGUUUAUCCCCAGAACUGUGUGACCGUCUCAGCCGGCAUCGCAUUGUCACCUGUCAGGACUUUUUAUGUCUUUCUCCACUGGAGCUCAUGAAAGUGACUGGCCUGAGUUACCGAGGUGUCCAUGAACUUCUGUGCAUGGUCAGCAAGGCCUGUGCGCCACAGAUGAAAACGGCGUACGCGAUGAAGACACAGAGGUGUGCCGCUCUCUCGCCGGCUUUCCUACCUACGAGCCUUCCUGCCCUGGACGAAGCCCUGCGUGGUGGUGUGGCUUGUGGAUCCCUCACGGAGAUUACAGGCCCACCAGGUUGUGGAAAAACUCAGUUUUGUAUAAUGAUGAGCAUUUUGGCUACUUUACCUACUGACAUGGGAGGAUUAGAAGGAGCAGUUGUCUACAUUGACACAGAGUCAGCCUUUAGUGCUGAAAGACUGAUUGAGAUAGCAGAAUCCCGUUUUCCCAGAUAUUUUAACACCGAAGAAAAAUUACUUUUGACAAGCAGUAAAGUUCAUCUUUAUCGGGAACUCAGCUGUGAUGAAGUUAUGCAAAGGAUCGAAUCUCUGGAGGAAGACAUUAUUUCGAAAGGAGUUAAGCUUGUGAUUAUUGACUCUGUUGCUUCUGUGGUCAGAAAGGAGUUUGAUACACAACUGCAGGGCAAUAUGAAAGAAAGGAACAAGUUCCUGGCCAGAGAAGCUUCCUUACUGAAGUAUGUGGCUGAGGAGUUUUCCAUCCCCGCAGAGUGGACAGUGAGAGAGAGAGACGGAGAGAAAGGUCUUCCUUUGCUGUUGGUUCAUCUUCCAAUGGCCGCCGCGGCCGGCACACCGCACUAAUCCAAAGCCAGGAGCCAGGUGCUUCUCCUGGUCUCCCAUGGGGUGCAGGGCCCAAGCACUUGGGCCAUCCUCCACUGCACUCCCGGGCCACAGCAGAGGCUGGACAAGAAGAGGAGCAACUGGGACAGAAUCCGGCGUCCCGCCCAGGACUAGAACCCAGUGUGCCAGUGCAGCAGGUGGAGGAUUAGCCCAUUGAGCCUCGGUGCCGGCUAAUCCAUUAACUUUUACUAUAGAAAGUGGAAUACAUCAUGUCUCAUUUUAUGGAAGAAAUAGAUAGGUUUAUCAUCUUGUUGUGACAUCUAGUCAUGUGACAUCUUGAAAUAGUGCCACUGGGUAUUGCCUUGUUUUUGUAGCUGUAGGCUUGGAUUUUACUGACAUUUUGGACUAGCUAAUUCAUAGUUGUAGAGGGAUGUCCUGUACGUGGUAGGAUAUUUAGCAGCAUCCCUGGCUUCUGCACACACACCAGAUGCCAGUAGCAAUACCUUCCCCGGGGACAAAGUUAUCUCCAGUUGAGAACAACUGUUGUGGAUAUGUGGUGUUCCUAAGCGGCUGGGGCUUCAGUGCGGAUCUGUACAACAUUCAGCAGUCUGUGUGCUGCCCAGGAUUUGUGACUUAGAGCAACAGAGCAACAAGAGGCAUCAAUUUAUUUGAAAGGCACAGUGACAGAGAAGCAGAGACAGAGAAAGAACAAAAUCUUCUAUCCACUGGUUCACUCUCCCAGAUGGCUGCAACAUCUGGGUCUGGGCCAGGCCAAAGCCAGGAACCUGAAACUCCAUCUGGGUCUCCCAUGUGGCUGGAAAGGGCCCAAGUAUGUGAGCCAUCCUCCACUGCUUUCCCAAGGGGAUUAGCAGAGAGCUGGAUAGAAAGUGGAGCAGCUAGGACUGUAAUGAGCAUUCUGGCAUAGGAUACUGGCAUUGGAAGUUGUGGCUUAACCUGCUGUACCAGGACACUGGCCCAGGAGCUAAAUUUUUUCUCCCAAGACCACCAUUCAAUUUUGGGAAGAUUUUUCAAGAACUGUCAAAGCCAGUUCAUGUGCUCUGGAUUGAUUGGUUGGUUGGUUGAUUAGCCGCUUGAUCAGUUGAUUAAUUGCUUCAAUCAUUUGGGAAAAAAAAUUAAGAACUGCCAUGUGCUGGUCACAGUGGUGAUGACAUGUUUGUUAGUAUGUGGUUCUGACGGGAAAUAAGCCUGCAGGUAGACCAGUUGCUAAGAUGUUGCCUUCAAUACUGGUGAGAAAUUAUGGUUGCUUGGUUUUGGGUAGUGAUGGUGAGAUGCUGAGGAAAAAAUUGUUUUUAGGGGUGGAAAGAGGUUAAUUUGGAUGUGUAGACGUGAUAUUCUUCAGGGUAUAGCUGGUUUGAUUGAAAUCAAGGAAGCAGAUGGACUUGUCUAAGGAUAGUACAGAGAGAGAAGAGGCUCUAGGAUAACAACAUCAUGACAAAUCUAUUCAAAGAACUUUGGAGGAGGACUCCAGAAGUGUGAGGAAAUCAGGGGUCCAGAGAGAGAGAGUUUCAAGAAGAGGGGGUUUUGGAUUAAGCUAAGAAUUCCUUCCUGGUGAUCCUUGCUAAUGUCUAGCUUGCACCAUGGUUAGAAUCACAGGUCAUGCAUAUAUAUAGUGUACUGUUGUUACUAAACAAUAGGAGCUGAUAGCAUUUUAAUAAUUUAAAACACAUUAAACAAUUAUUUAAAAAUUACAUGGCCCUUGUUGAGUGCACUCUGAAUUAAUUGUUAGAAUUGCAAAUGAAAAUUAAGGCUCUGGGGCUGGCAUUUUGGCAUAGCGUGUUAAGCACUGCCAGCAUCCCAUAUAGGUGUCAGUUCGAGUCCAGCUGCUCCGCUUCUGACAGAGAUCCCUGCUAAUACACCUGAGAAAGCAGGGGAAGAUGACCCAAGUACUUGGGCCCCUACCAUCCACAUAGGAGACCAGGAUGAAGCUCCUAGCUCAUGGCUUCACCCUGGCCCAGUCCUGGCCCACGUAGCCAUUUGGGGAAUGAAUGAGCAAAUGAAAGAUCUCUUUCUCACCUCUCUGUAACUCUACCUUUUAAAUUAAGACAAAAAAAGAAGAAACUUUAAAAAAAAUUAAAAAUCAAAAAUCUCAUUUCUCCAUGGGUCUAAGGAGGUUAAUGGUGAUGUAGGAACAGAGGUUUUGUAGUAAUCCUGGACCAAUUAAAAAUACUGUUUAUUGGGGCCCGCGCUGUGGCACAGCGGGUUAACGCCCUGGCCUGAGGUGCCGGCAUUCCAUAUGGGCCCCAGUUUGAGACCCGGCUGAUCCACUUCCCAUCCAGCUCUCUGCCAUGGCCUGGGAAAGCAGUAGAAGAUGACUCAAGUCCUUGGGUCCCUUCACCCACGUGGGAGUCCUGGAGGAAGCUCCUGGCUCCUGGCUUCAAUCGGCAUAGCUCUGGCCGUUGCAGCCAAUUGGGGAGUGAACCAUCGGAUGGAAGAACCCCCCCCCCCCCGCCUCUCCUCUCUCUGUGUUACUCUUUCAAAUAAAUAAAUAAAUCUUUAAAAAAUAUUGUUUAUUAACCUACUUAUGAUCAUAGUAAAUAAAGAGGAAGAUAAAAUUCUAGAUUUAAAUAAAAUUUUAUCACUGGCAUGUGUAUAUCUUAUUUAGAAGGUUUGUUUUUUCUUUGUACAGAAUUAGCUUCUUCCAUUUGUCCUUCCUUUGCCUACUGACUCUCUUUCUUUUUCUUCUUCUUUGUCCUUAGAUUAUUGGCAAUUUUCUCAUAUUAAAGCAUUUGCCACUAUCACGUACAUCUGAUAAACUUCUUGUGUCUGUCCCAGCAGUGCUGUGCGGUGGAGGGAGACAAGAUAGAGAUGGAGAUGAGAGAGAGGGGGAGAGGGACGGGCAGAGUGGGGAGGGAGAGAAAUAGUGUGCUGGGGUUCCUUCCUGCUUGAGAAGAUCAGCUUCUCACGUCAGGUUGGCUGGCUCCGUGGCACUCUGGGCAUAACUGAAGAAUGAGGUUGCAGAGGGGCGAAGACAAUUAAAACCUGAGCACUGUCCACGGAAUGUUCCUUCUUAGUAAGCUUUACUUCUCUUCUCCCUUUCUAAGUCUGCCCAGGGCCUGGAGUGCAUGUGUUUUAGAAAGGACAGAACUUAAAAAACCACGACUGUAGAAAACAAAUUUUAAAAAAUGUUCUUAGCUCUUUCUGCCUUUUGUGCUUUGAUCUCCCCCUCACUUCCAGCCCGCCCCCCCCCGCCCUGCCUCUCACUCGGGCUUUGAAACCCCAAGUUGUCUGGGGUGCUCCUGGAGGCAAUUCAAGUACCUGACUGCUGGGUUUCCUUUGUUCAGCUGCUCUUGGUCCUUGCUGGGAAUGGCUCUGAAAGCUGAGCCGGUGUUGGGCACAAAGUCCAGGGUGUGGGCCCUCCCCCGGAACGCUGUGUGGUUUGUCCCCGCCUCCUGUUCACGACUCAUUAGUCCCUAAGUACUGAAAAGGUUGCUCCUUUGGAAUAAAAGGAAUGGACCGGCUCGGAGCCCUCUUUCGCCUUUUCCUGUGUUUUAUUUGGGUGCACUCACAGUUCUCCGUCUUCAUUAGUGACCCUGCAGGAGGCUGGCACAGCGCUGAGCGAGCCGUGCUGGUUCCCUGGGGUGUAUCAGAGACCUCAGAACUCAAUACCCUACUAUAAAAAUAACAGUGCAAUACCGCGCUUCAGCAGACCUUCGCAGGGAGCAAAGCCGUGGGGCCCAGGCCUCUCAAGUUGCAUUUUGCUCAGGCCCUCCCAGCCCCUGCUUCUUCUUCGCCAUCCUAGUAGUGUGGUUCUUUGGGUAGACGCUGUGGCUGUGUCGGGUAAAUGGCUUCGGCAAGGACUUUUUGUAUUUCCAGCAGCCUCCAGGACAGCAGUUUCCUGUGGGAGAUGCAGCAGAAGACACGUGUAGGCUGUAUUCCCCAAGUGAUAUCAUUUCAGAUUAGAGAUGCUAUAAAAAAACCAGGCUACCUAUUUAGAACCCAAGUUGUUUUUCCUGAUUUCCCAGAAUGGCCAACUUACUGUCUUAAUUAAAACCCAGGCACCUGGAGGCCUUUCCUUGCCCCCAGAGCCACUCGUGUGGGCGCACACUGCCGUGAACGUGGUGCCCAUCAAGCCUUUCUGUGAGAACUUGAGCUCCGCAGACCGUUGUGUCUUGUUAAACUGCCAGCCUGUAAGUGCUCUCCGUCUUGGGCAGUGGUUGCUAUGCUUAUUUUAUUUUUAUUUUUUUUAACAGGCAGAGUGGACAGUGAGAGAGAGAGAGAGAGAGAAAGGUCUUCCUUUGCUGUUGGUUCACCCUCCAAUGGCCGCUGCGGCCGGUGCACCGCGCUGAUCCGAAGCCAGGAGCCAGGUACUUAUCCUGGUCUCCCAGGGGGUGCAGGGCCCAAGCACUUGGGCCAUCCUCCACUGCACUCCCGGGCCACAGCAGAGAGCUGGCCUGGAAGAGGGGCAACCGGGACAGAAUCCAGCGCCCCAACCGGGACUCGAACCCGGUGUGCCGGCGCCGCAAGGCGGAGGAUUAGCCUAGUGAGCCGCGGCGCCGGCCGCUAUGCUUAUUUUAAAGCAGCAUGAGAAAAUAGAAACAGGGACCUCUGGUUGCUGAAUGGCUAGCAUACCUUUGAAAACCCAACUGUUUCACCCUCUGACUGUUAACACAUCCUAAUAGGGGAAGUUCACAAAAAUAGAGUAGGAUUAGCAGCUUUAAUAAAUUAUUCUGAAUACACAUUGCUAUUACAUUUAAAUAAUACUUUUAUUACUGUACGUGAUAUAUACACAGCCUUACUGUGCAGGGAGUAUUCAGUAAUUUAAGAGAAAUUCCUUUUGAUUACAUAGGAAAAUAAUACAUGUGCCAGUGUGUGAUGAUGCUUUCGAUUUAUUCUUCAGAUUUGCCAGCAGGCCCCCUUUUCCCCGGAAUACGUGUGGUAGACUUUUUUUUUUUUGAAAGUUUAUAGAUAAGAAAUACAUGUUUUCAUAGCUUGGGUCUACAUGAGUUUAUAUAUUGCUUAAAAAGUCAGAUCAUCUCUUCCAUCCCACUCCCCCACACUGGUGCCAAGAACAUCCUGGUACUCUGUGGGGUGUGUUCUGGGGAGUAGGGUUAUGAGGUCAUUAAGAACACACACAUUCUGAAGGUCAGUAAGUGCUGCCAGAUCGCUUCCUGGGGUGGCUGCAUCCGUCUGUGUCCCGCCAGUAGUAAGAAACACGCCUGCUCCCCACGUCCUGGCCAGCAUUCUUCAUAGACUUCAUUUUUUUCAAACUGAUGGGUGUAAGGUGGUAUUUAAUGUUUAAAUUAAAAUUCCAAUUUAAAUCAAUCAACAAAUUUAAUAAAAAUUUAAUUAAAUUAGUUUUUUUUUGUUUUUGGUCACAAAGUUGAGAGGCUCUGUAUUUGCUAGUUAGCUAUAUGGCUUUUUACUGUUGUGACUUGAAUUGUAAUUUUGCGGUGAUAUAGACCUUAAUUGUGAGUAAGACAUAGUACUUUUUUUAAUUUUAUAGUUUAUGCUCUUAGGGUACAGGACAACAGGGCUAUUCUCUGGCUUUUUUUUUUUUCCUUUUUAGCCACCUUUACAGGUAGGCUUUAAAUAACUGGAGGUCAUCUUUAGAUAGAGUAGUAUUGUUUAAGGUGGCAGAUUUACACUCUAGACUCUAAGACAACAGUUUAAUGUGAAGUAGAAGGCCAUGUUACCCUCUAGUUAUAUUCUGAAAAGAGCAUUUAGUAAAAAAAAUAAGAAAAAUGGCUGUGCAUAGCACAUUUUAAGAAAUGAUAAUACAUACACAUAUAUAAAACCACGCCUUAGGGCCGGCACUGUGGCACAGCGGGUUGGUGCCCUGGCCUAAAGUGCCGGCAUCCCAUAUGGGCGCUGGUUCGAGACCCAUCUCCUCCAUUUCCGAUCCAGCUCUCUGCCAUGGCCUGGGAAAGCAGUAGAAGAUGGCCCAAGUCCUUGGGUCACUCCACCCAAGCUCCUGGCUCCUGGCUUCGGAUUGGCACAGCUCUGGCUGUUGCAGCCAUUUGGGGAGUAAACCAGUGGCUGGAAGACCUCUCUCUCUCUCUCUGUCUCUCCUCUCUCUGUGUUACUCUGACUUUCAAAUAAAUAAAUAAAUCUUUUAGAAAAAACCACACCUUAUAUCUUUUAAGGAAAUAAUCCCAGUCCAAAGGCAGAUGCCAGAUGAUUGCUUGCUUCUGUAGGAGGAGAGAAUGGGGAGUGGAGAUAAAGAGAGAAAGAAAAUAACUGAAGUGGCCAUCAUCAGAUGAAUGAAUAAAGAAAAUACACACGUAGUGGGAUAUUAUUCAGCUAUGAUAGAGAAUGCAGUUCUGUCUAUCAUCUGCAGCAGAAUGGUUGGAACCAGAGGACAUGAUGUGGAGUGAAAUAAGCCAGAUACAGAAAGACGAACAGUGCAUGUUCUCCCUUAUAUGUAGGAACUAACAUUAAAAGAAAGAAGAAAGAAAAAACUCAUGUGUAUCAGUUUUGUAAAUACAGUGUUUUGACAAACUUCGUUUUAAGUCUUUGUCAAACAAAGUGAUAGGAAUUAUAACUACUGUGGUUCUAAUGAUUUUGUGAAUGUUUUAAAAUUUACUUUAUGUGUGUGAAGUUGAGCACUUUUUCACUUGAUUGCUGCUGUUAGUCCUUGCCUAAUUUCCUGCUGAACGGUCUUUUUACUUUUUUUGUUGUUGCUGAAUUCUUUUCUUUCUUUAGUGAAGCCAUUAUGACUUUGAGUAUAAUGUAAAUUAAACAUAUGUUAUCUCCAAAAAAUUAAGUUUAAAAAAAGAGAGAGAAAAAAAUAAUAAAACAAAUGGAGAGAAGCCUUGCACAGACUGAUAAUAAUAGUCUCCCCUGCUGAGGCCUGUGGUAAACCCAGUGCUCCUGGGGAUGAAGUGAACAUAAUUUAGGAGAGGUAACCAGAAAAUAGGUAGUGAUGAGCCAAAAAAGGCUAAUGGAAGAGAAAUAGAAGUACAGGGUUUUAGCGUUAUGAUUCAUAAGCAAAAUGCCUGUAAGGAAUAAACAUGCUCUUAAAUAACUACAUCUGGCCAUUCUUUUUUGGCUUUUAAAGUGUUUUGUGGGAGAAACAGGAAUUUCUCUUUUUUUCCCCAACGAGAGGUGAAGAUAAGUGUAAGAAGGAAAGCAGACGUUUCUUUUCAAGUACGUGUGUACACCUGCCAUCAGACAAAACGAGUAGUUGCUAUUAAGAGCAGGCUCUGGCUAUUUUUUAUGUUGCUUGUUAAAUUAAAAUUCUUUUCCUGGCAAGUAUAGGUUUAUAAUUAAGUCAUUUAUCGUAAGUGUUCUUUUGGCUACGUCUUAAAUUUGAUGAUAUACAGAAGCAAUAUGUGGGUGGUUACUUAGAAAUUAGAUGAAUGAGUUAUUUUAUUGUCAUUUAUCAUUUGAUGUGCAGGUUAUUCCUAUUUAUAACAAACACUGAACACUAAUUAUAUGCAACUGAAGGAAGGCCAAAAAAGGUCUUGGUUUUGAAAAUAAGCUGAGAACUCUGUUAUUUUCAACCCUCCAACAGUCUUGAGGAGUAAGAGUGUGAUACACUCACAUUUACAGAAGUUGUAGUCAGGAUUGUACUCAAUUCUGUUUCAUUAUAAAGAGAUCUUUCUUUGCCAUAUAUGAUUUCAUGUUACCCUCUUUCAAAUAAAUUUCAAAUAUACUUUUUAUUUUUCUGAAUGAGUUCUGUAGGUACUGGCCCACCCUGUCCCUGUGAUUUCUAUAUCUGUGUACCCGGCACUGUCCUGGCACCUUAUGUUCAUCUGGGUUAUUCUCCAUUACAAACUGCACAUUGCAGAUGAAGGAAACAGACUCAAACAGGUGAAAUGAUUUUUCUAGGUCUGCACAGCAAUAAGUAAUAACCAGGAUUUGAAGCCAAAUCUAACUCUUCAAAGCUCAAAGCCCCCCCCCCCCCCAGCCUUAAAUGACUAUACUAUACUUUUUGUGGGCUGUAUUCUACAGUAUCCAUAUUUGUGCAGAGUAUAAUGUCUUCAUUUGGCAUUUCAUUUUUGAAGGGCACUUUAGCCUCUGCUUUGGCUGUUGAUGAAGAAUGUAGACACCUUUAAGUCACACCACAGAAAACCUCUCUGGUUCCUUUUAGAGAUGAGGACUUUGAAUUCUCUGCCAGCCAGUUGCUCAAAAAUCUGCUUCUGAGAAGUGAUAUUUAUAGAAGAUUGAGUGAAAUGACACGUUCUCUGUUCAUUUCUCUGGAUUGCCUGCAUUGUUUUUCGGCCACGUCUUCCGGUCAGAGAGAAGUGUGAAUCCAAGUACUUGGCUGUUUUUGUCCCUUUGCAGAAAUCAAUCUCCCUCCCUCCCCCCUCCCUCCCCCAUUUUGUACUAAGUCACUGGCCUUUGAUGGUAAACAGCUGAGUGGCGUAGCGGUGGACGUCUUACUGAGGAGGCUAGCUAGACACCACUCAGAUCAUCUUUGAGACAAUGUGGAGAUGGAGUUCCUCUCAGGUCUCGGGGUCAGGAAACAGUGAUUCAUUGCAACCAAAGUCGCGUUGUGAUUAUGGAUCUUAGCUGCAUGUUUUUCUUCUGCCUUGGUUACUGGGAGGGUUAGUGCCAGGGUUGCACACCAUUGCUACUAACUGUGUUUGAGUGCUUAUCUUAACUCCUGCCUACUAGUGUUUUCUUGCCUAUAUUCCUCUGUAGUCUCAUGGUUUUCAGAUAUUCAUCUGUUUGUAGUGAAUGAAUUUUCUUUAAAAAAAAUUACUGAAAAAGCAGAUAUACAGAGAGAGGGAGAGGGAGAGAAAUCUUCCAUUCACUGGUUCACUCUCCAAUGCACUCAACAGCCAGGGCUGGGCCAGGCUGAAGCCAGGAGCCUCAUCCUGGUCUCUCCAUGGGUGCAGGGGUCCAAGCACUUGGAUCAUCUUCCACUGUUUUCCCAGGUGCCUUAGCAGUGAGCUAGAUUGGAAGUGGAGCAGCUGGAACUCGAAGCAGUGCUCAUAUAGGAUGCCAUUUUCACUGGCAGCGGACCUGUCUGCUACACUACAGUGCUGGCCCCUAAUGAGUGAAUUUUCGGCCGGCACCGCGGCUCACUAGGCUAAUCCUCCGCCUGCAGUGCCGGCACACCAGGUUCUAGUCCUGGUUGGGGCGCCGGAUUCUGUCUCGGUUGCUCCUCUUCCAGGCCAGCUCUCUGCUGUGGCCCGGGAGUGCAGUGGAGGAUGGCCCAAGUGCUUGGGCUCUGCACCCCAUGGGAGACCAGGAGAAGUACCUGGCUCCUGCUUUCGGAUCAGCGCGGUGCGCCAGCUGCAGCGCGCCGGCUGGCUGCGGCCAUUGGAGGGUGAACCAAUGGCAAAGGAAGACCUUUCUCUCUCUCUCUCUCUCUCUCUCUCUCUCUCACUGUCCACUCUGCCUGUCAAAAAAAAAAAAAUGAGUGAAUUUUCAUAAACUGCCACAAAUCAUCUUGCUGUGGUGGAUAUAAGUACACAGAUGGCAUGUAAGGACAUUCAGCUUCCUGACUUGAUGGUUAAAUUGGAAUUCCUCCUAGGAAUAUCAUAGGUACACAUCAUCUGCCUCAACUAUUUUCGUCUUUUCCAUUUUACCUCCUGCUCAUUUUCCAUUAUUUAUCAUGGGUCUAUCACUUGACUAACAUGUUAGUAGAAUUCCAGAAUUAUUGAGUAACAAUUUAUAGAACUAUUUUUCUGAAAGAAAUUUAGUCUCCUUUUGAUUUGGAUUUACAUUUUUUAAAGAUUUACUUGUUUAUUUAUUUGAAAGGCAGGGCAUCAGAGACACAAGGAAGACAGAGAGAGAGAGAGAGAGAGAGAGAAUGAGAUGGAGGAGCUAGAGAGAGAUUCUACAUCUGGUCAAUCACUCCCCAGAUGGCUGCAAUAGCAAGGCCUGGGCCAGGCCAAAGCCAGGAGCCAGAGUUCCAUCCUGUUCUCCCAUGGGAUGGUAGGGGCCCAAAUACUGGGGCUGUUUUCUGCUGCUUUUCCACUGCUUUCCCAUCCACAUUAGCAGGAAGCUGGAUUGGAAGCAGGGAAAGCAGGACUCGAAUCGGCACUCUGUUAUGUAAUCGCAAGCUGCAGCUUAAUUGAUUGCACCGCAAUGCCAGCCCCUCUCUGCUUAGAUUUUUUAGCAAAGGCGUGAUUCUAAUUUUUAUGAGAACCUUCACUUCGCUAAAGAACUCUAACUAAUUUGAAUAUUUUCAUUUGGGGAAGGGAGAAGGGAAACUUGGAGUCUCAAAUGUUUGCCAUUUAUAGAGCUUUUUGAGAAUUUAUCUAGAACGAAGUAAGUUUUUCAGUUUGUUCUCACAGUGGUAGUGAAUUUCCUGUUUAGUGCCUAAAGCACAUCUCCAGUUAGAAGUUCAGCUGGCACUUCAACCAUCUGCAGCUUUACAUAUCAUCCCCUAACCCAGCUCUGCCGAUGUUACCCCACCAUUCCCCCCCACCCUUUCCCAUGUGGUGAUUGGUCCCACUCUGUCGUGGUCGCUCAGUCCAUAUCCAUGCCAGUCAUGUUGGACUCCUGCAGUCAGUCACCCAGUCCUUUGUGUUUUGCUUACUCCCACUUUUGAAGCUGACCACUUUCCAUUCCCACUGCUGCUAUUUCAGGUGCCUUGUGUGCUGCCUUGCCAGAACAAGCAUUAAGAAUUCCUGGUCAAGAAAGUGAAGAAAAGAAUGAAUGGGUGCAGGAUUGGAUUGUCUUAGUUUCAUUGCAUCUCACUGGACUACUGCAAAAUUCCUAUCUUUCUCUCUUCUGGCCCCUUCUAACCCAUGAUCUACAGUGUUCUCAGACUGGUAUUCCUGGAGGCACAUCAGAUCCUGGAACUCCUCUGCUUAGAAUCUUCCAUGGCUCCUUCCAGCUUCCAGGAUUCAUUUAGUGUUAAAGGCCUCGUGCUAACUGAGAAAGUCCUCUACCUCUUAAGCGGCCUUACCUGCCGCUUAAGGUCACUCUACUGACCUUGUCAUCCCAUCAUGUGGCUGCGUACUCUGUCCCCACUCUGAUGCCGUUCGUCGUGCAGGACACCCACCAGGAGCUGGGAGACGGUCAUUGAUGCUGCCAGUGUGACCCAGAGGCCUGUCUCCUUUGUUCUCACAGCCUUUACACAUAGUCUCAUGGCUCUUCUUGUGCACCAUGACUUCCUCAUCCAAAAUUAUAGCCAGAAUCAUCAGUAAUUAUUUAUUGACUGAUGACUGAGUGAAUGAAGAAGAAAUAACCCCAUAAAGCUAUAAUCCAGUCUAACCAUUCAUUCACUUAAUAAUUGUUUAUUGAACACUUACUAUAUGCCAGGUGCUAUUUGAGAGGCUGGAGACACAACAGUGAACACAAUGGUACCUGUCUAGACAUUUAAAAGUAAGCAGGUAGACUUACAAUGCUGGCUGGCACCAAUUGUUUUGAGGAAAAUGAAGAAGGCUAAGUGAAGUCUAAAGCAGAUGGCUGAGCAGUGCAUGUCUAAAGGGGAGAUCUUUGAGCGGAAACCUGAAGGAAGUAAGAGGAGCCAUAUUCUUGAGCUGGUGUUGGGGAGCAGUGGCUCUGAGCAGAGAGAAAACAUUUCUGGGUACCUGUUAGUACCAGACUCUGUUCUGGGGCCCCCGAGGACAGCAAUGGACAAGACCACUAACCAUUAGCAUUGUUGAUUGUUUAGUUGUGCAGUCUGUUCUUUUUCAAAUUAUGUUUCCUAAUUCAAACUCCUCCUUUCGUUUUUAUUUUUUAAGAUUUAUUUUAGUUAUUUGAAAGAGUUACACAGAGAGGUAGAGACAGAGAGAGAGGUCUUCCAUCCAAUGAUUCACCCCCAAGAUGGCUGCACCAGGAGCCAGGAGUUUCUUUAGGGUCUCCCAUGUGGGUGCAGGGGCCCAAGGACUUGGGCCAUCCUUUACUGCUUUCCCAGGCCAUAGCAGAGAGCUGGAUCAGAAGUGGAGCAGCUGGGACUAGAACCAGCGCCCAUAUGGGAUGCCAGCGCUUCAGGCCAGGGCUUUAACCCGCUGCGCCACAGUGCUGGCCCCCCUCCUUUCUUUAAUUGCUUGAUUUUCCGAGACUGGAAAAGCCCAACUUGGGAAAGUACUUUUGUUCUCCCUAAUUGCCUAUCAUUUCCUACUCUUUUCUAUGCAGGAGAACCCAUGGACUCCUAGUAACACAGUAGGUUACUGGUUCAGGGGACUGCUCCCCAUUGGAUCCAUAUUUAAUCAUGGUGCUCAGGGUUGUGUGUGAUGUAGUAGAUGUUUCUGGCUUGGCUUUGACCAGGUGGGGGAUGUAGAUACAGUUCCCUCAGUGUAAUGAUAUAUGGGUACUGGCUGAGCUCCUCUCUCCACUCCCCCAGCCCAGCUGUGGCCCAGAGGAAAUCGUCUUAGCCCAUUUAGCUUUCGUAACACACAAAAAUAUUAACUUUGGAUCCUCUUCCUUGCCCCAUCACCUGCUUUACUGCACUGAAGUCUGCUUCCUGACACAGUUUCCUGCUUGUAAACAGGGCACCUUUCAAAAGUUGCAAAAAAUGGUGUUUAAAAAAGUUCCCCCAGGCUGGCACUUUGGUACUGCAGGUGAAGCCGCCAGCUGUGAUGCCGGCAUCUCACAUGGGCAUUGGUUGGAGUCCUGGCUGCUCCACUUCUGAUCUAACUCCCUGCUAAUGGCCUAGGAAAGCAACCUAAGAUGGUCCAAGUCCCUGAGCCCUUCCUUCCCAUGUGGGAAACCUGGAAGAAGCUCCUACUCCUGGCUAUGGCCUGGCCCAGCCCGGGUCAUUAUGGCCAUUUGGGGAAUGUUCCAGUGGAUGGAAGAUAUCUUUCUCUCUCUCUGUCUAUCUCUACUUCUCUCUCUGUGACUCUGACUUCCAAAUAAAUAAAUAAGUCCUAAAAAAAAAAGUCCCCAAGCCCUCACAGAAUAGGAGGUAGUUACAGAAAAGACAGAGAGACAGAGGGAGGGAGAAAGAAAGGGAGAGAGAGAAAACCAGACACACACACACACAGAACAUUCCUAAGGAAACUGUGUAAAUUUGAAAAUUCGUUGUCCUCUGAUGGCAGCUGACAGGUGGAGUGACAACCCCACUGAAUAACACUGGGGCCAUUGUGAGGGAGGGAACUUAAUAUUGUUAUUGUUCCGCUUAGAUGACAUUUGCGUGAGUCCACGCCAGCUCUUGUAUUUAGAAAACCCAAUCGAGCAGAAGAGUUUUUGGUUUCUGCAUUCAGAGCUGCCAAACAAGUGAGGAAAACCGAUUAAAUCUGGAAGGUGGCAGCUCACUCGGCAGACUUCUCCAGGCACCUUUGAGGAGAAGCAAAGAUAAAUAAAUACUACAUGUUGUGAGAGGAGUGUGGAGUGAGAGGGAGUGCCUGGACAGCAGUUAGAAUUUCAAAGGUGAGGGACGUUCUCUUUGACUCUUCCUGAUCAGCCUCUUGUCCCAUGACUUGGUUCAUGCCCGGAUUAGAGUCUGCCCGUGUAAACACGUGGGAGUCUGAUGGGAAAGGAAGAAGAUAGAAGUGCAUUUGCAAAGCCCUUGAUUGUAGAGGGAAAUAUGAGCCAAUGCAAAUUUCUGUAUUAAGAAAGAAAGUGGCUUAAAAACUAUUUUAUAAAUCAUAUCGGAUGCUCCUUUGCCUGCUGAGCCUGGAAAAACUCUGGCCUGUCGCACAGAGGUCUAAUUUGGGAAGUCUGUAAUUUGUUUCCGGACGCUUUAAGGCCUUUUUGUGUGGCCCCUGCCUGUGGCUCCCUGGUGGUCCUGUGGGUCUUGGCUCCUCUUGUUCACUAGGUUUGGAUUCUGGUCUCUCCUCCUUCCAUUGUGCCUUGUUUUUGUUGUUGUUGUUAACUUUUAUGGAAGUUAUUUACUUGAGCUUGACAUACCUCAAUGCAGCUAUGGCCAUUUAAUUGACUAAAAACCAACUCAUCAUGUUUGUUAAUUUAUAGAGCCUUAGAGAUCAAGUAAGCUUCACUCCCCUCGCUGCCAUUUUGCAGAGUAGACUACAGGCCAGGGAGGUUCAGCUGCUUCCUUGGGGCCUUCAGCCAGAAAUAGGUACUUUGUCCUCCUAUUCCAAUGAAUGGUUUUUUGAGCUGCUUAGGGCCCAGUGUUUACAUAUAGGAAAGAAAACUAUAGCGGUUUACUUUGUUGCCUUAUAAACAAUGAUUAAUAAAAUUAUUACAUGAUUUUCCUGUAUAAUACAGAACUUCCUGAGUCACCUUAAUAGUUCUAGUCUCUUUUUCUAUCAACUUUUAAAUAACAAACUAGGACAUGAAUCAUCACACUGAGUUUGAUUUAUUGUUUUUCUUCCUGUCAUGGUGAAUAUGGUGAUAACAAAAUAAAGACUAAAACCAGCAUCAAAGUACCAUGGAUUAAGUUGCUGGCAUCCCAUACAGGCUUCAGUUAGAGUCCCAGCUGCUCUGCUUCUGAUCCAGCUCCCUGCUAAUGCACCUGAGAAAGCCGCGGAGGACAGCCUGAGUGCCUGGGCCCCUGCCACCCAUAUGGAAACCUGAUGGAGUUCCUGGAUCCUGGCUUUAGUCCGCUCCACACCUAGCCAUUGUAACUAUUUGGAGAGUGAGCCAGUGAAUAGAGAAUUUCUCUCUCUCUCUCUUUCACUCUACCUUUCAAACAUAUAAACAAAUAGUUUUAAGAAUUAAUGCAACCAAGUGGCUCAAAGGUAAACAACCAGAAGGUAAAAAAACAAACCAAAGGUAUUAGAUUAUCAGGUGCCAAUAACUGAGUUUCUAAACUAUUACUCCUACAAAUACAGUGCGGAUCGUUGUGAUUAAUGUAGUAUUUUAUGCCUGUCCCUACAAGCUGCAGUUACUUCUCAUUGCCUCUUUCCUGGUGUGAAAACCAACUUACAAUGUUAACACAGGCUGAGUAGGAGAAGCUUCUCUAGAUUUGGGUAGAGGAAAGUUGAAUAAGGAGAGGAAAAUAUAUUAUUAUUUUUAUUAAAGAUUAUUUGAAAGGCAGAGUUACAGAGAGGCAGUGACAGAGAGAGAGAGAGAGAGAGAGAGAGAGAGAUCUUCCAUCUGCUGGUUCACUCCUCAGAUGGCCACAAUGACUAGAGCUGUGCUGAUCUGAAGCCAGGAGCCUGGAGCUUCUUCCAGGUCUCUCAUGUGGGUGCAGGGGCCCAAGGACUUGGGCCAUCUUCUACUGCUUUCCCAGGACACAGCAGAGAGCUGGAUCAGAAGUGCAGGAGCCAGGACUUGAACCGGUGCCCAUGUGAAAUGCCGGCACUGCAGGCAGCAGCUUCAUCCACUACCCCACAGUGCUGGCCCUGCAAAUAUUUUACUGACUGCCUCUGACAAGGAGCAAACACUUUUGAAAAAGGUAAUUAGGAUCAGGCAUAGUGGCACAGAGGGGUGGGCUGCCACUUGGGAUGUCUUCAUCCAGUGUUGGAAUGCCUAGUUCAAGUUCCAGCACCUCUGUUUCCUCUCCAGCUUCCUGCUAAUGUGCCUACCAAGAGCAGAUGAUGCCUUAAGUAGCUGGGCCUGACAGCACGUGGGACUCCAGGUUGCAGUUCCUGGAUCUUGGUUUCAGCCUGGCUCAGCCUUAGCUAUUGUGGGUAUUUGGGGAAUGAAUUGGUAGAAGGAAGAUAUUUUCUCUGUCUCUCUCUCUCUCCCUCUCCCUCUCUCCUUCUCUCCUUCUCUCCUUCUCUCCCUCUCUCCCUCUCUCCCUCCCUCUCUCUCCUUGCUGUCAUUCUCACUUUUGCUCUCUGUUGCUCUGCCUUUCAAGUUAAUGAAAGAUAAGUAAACAUUUAAAACAUUAAUUACAAAAGAGUCAUUGGGAUCAAAUAACUUCCCCAAAGAAAGGUGCUUUAAGGGUAAAAAAAAAAAACAAUUAAUGGCUUUUAUAAAAAUGUAAGGAAUUUUGCAGGUUUGAUCUGCUUUGAUUCCUGUUGGGAGAGCAUUUGUCAGUCUUUGGGUUGCUGGGCCUACCUUCCUGCUGUGUUUGUUUUCCGGACUAGAACUCACCCAGUCCCCAUUUCAGAAAGGCUGAGGUAACCUCCAUCAAUGUGACACUGGCACUGUUUAUGUUGGAGACGAAUCCCAGAAACUCAAGGUAACCGCAUACACAGAGUGGAAGAGUAUAUCCGGGCAGUUUUUAUUUGGCAUUUUUACUGCUAACAAUCUACAGAAGUUUUAGUAUUUAGUGCCGGGUCAAGCAUAAGGGGCAGCUUCUAUUUUUGGAUGAUUUCAAAAGCUUUAAAGAAUCAGCAAAUGAAUUCUGUAGUAGAGAAUACGGAUGAAGAUUCUGGCUUCUGUAGGACCUCGCCAGCGUGUGCGGGAAGGCAGACAGCUGCUUCUGAGUGCAUUGAUGUUUUGUUUUUAAAGAACUCAAGAAAAAGAAAAACCUAGAGGAUUCUUUGCACAGUCCCUUUCAUUGUCAAAAGCUUCUGAACUCCCCAGACCCUUUAAUACAGCGGGAGAAGAGCGCUGAGAAGGGAGGCCCACGGUGUCGUGGUGUGACCGAAUCAGAAGUCUGUGUCUUGACGCUCAGUGUCUCAUCUGCCCACUGCGUGACUCAGUCAGCCAGGAGAGCACUUUCCAGCGCUGCGAGUCCCAGCAAGCACAGUGGCCCUGGAACGGGGCUAUCUCUAGACCUGCUGACGUCAUGUCUCUGCUCACAUACCAGCUGGGCGAAUGCUGGCCCACACGAUUCUUCUAAGUGCCUUGCAAGAAAUCCACGAUAGAUUUCAUUCACUUCCGAUGAACAGGGACUUUCCCUCUUGAGCUUCUUAAUGAGAUAUUGUUUUCUGUUUAUUAUGCAGGGUACAGGUUGGGGCUUGUUAGCACUCUGAAUUCCUACACAUUCAGCCAAGAAAAUCAAAGCCAUGAGUUUACCGUGCUUGCACAGGAAUUAGCUAAAUUCAUAAGGGUCACACUUUAUGUGUCCUUGUGUUUUAAGAAUACAGACGUGGAUAGGACUGUCCAGAUCGGAAUAGUCUGCCCAGAAGGCCCUAUUGUUGUAGGCAAACCCCACUGACCUCAUAGAGGGACAGAAACUUUUAAUAGUUUGUAACUUAUUUAAACUUCAGGAUUCUUUUUUUUUUUUUUUUUUUCGAGAAAAGUGUUCUGAGGCCUAUGAGAAGACAGUGAUAUCUUUAAAAUCAUGCAAAGAACAAAAUACCAGAACUUCCAAGCGCUAAGAGUUAGGAAUGGCUGUGGUGGUAACUAACUUUGGACAAUUUGCCUGAUUAACUUAGCAUCAUAUUCCUGAAAUAUACAAGAAGGGGAUCAGUAAAUACUCUCCAACUUUACUAUGUUCUCUUACUACUCCGCUAUAAUCCUAUGCUGACAGCAACAACUUUAGAUAUGUGCAUAAUUUUAUUUUAUAUUAAAGAGAUUGUUUUCAUUUGUCAACAGUAGAAUCUGAGUUUCUUUCGUGUAUGUAUGAUUGAUUGGUGCUCCUUGCUUAUGCAUGGAAAAUUUCAGGUUGUUAAUAAGAAACAGUGGUUUCUUUUGGAGAAGAGAAUUGUAGAUCUUUUGGUCAGGAAGGGAGAAUUUUAUAUUCAUUUUAUACUUUUGCUUGAUUAUUAAGUCCAUGCAUUGUUUAAAUUUUUUAAAAAUGGGCUGAUUUUAUUGUUUUUAAAGAUAAAAAGAAGACUUUCAAAUCAUUACAGAAUGCAUACCAGGCUAACAGUAUUUGGAGUUUUAUUUCAGACUCCACAUAUUACAUUUAACCCUAAAGAAUUGUUUGCAAUCAUAAAUAGACUUUUGCUUUUAUUCUAGUAAGAAAGGUUUUUUAAACCCUGUCAGUUGAUGGGAACAACCACUUUUGUUUGAUGAAACAAGCAGCCUUUAAAGUGUGGAAGCCAGGUUUAGCAAUGUUAGUGGUAGGAUGAAGUAGUUUCUAUUUAUUGGAUCCUCCAAAAGAUCUUACCAUUUCUUUAUCCUAUAUGUGAGAGUUUUUUAGAAUCAUCUUUCUUUGGUUUGUAACUAUGGGAAUGAAAUAGAAGUGAAAAAAAUUGGUUUUCAAGCCAAUUAGUAAUGACCAGUGCCAAGUUUGGAGUGUUUCAGAGUCUUAUUGCCGUGUCUUAAAUGCAAAACAGUAGCUCCCUCUUAAUCUUUUUAGAAGAUAAAACUACAGGAAAUGAAAAAGCAGUCAGCUAGCCGGCAC
Messenger RNA from Oryctolagus cuniculus (rabbit), 19154 nucleotides. NCBI's taxonomy places the organism in Eukaryota, Metazoa, Chordata, Mammalia, Lagomorpha, Leporidae. The record is from RefSeq and is a predicted model, not a curated record.